Molecule: messenger RNA, 3585 nt
Organism: Phoenix dactylifera (date palm)
Lineage: Eukaryota; Viridiplantae; Streptophyta; Magnoliopsida; Arecales; Arecaceae
Product: DUF21 domain-containing protein At1g55930, chloroplastic-like
Molecular function (GO): flavin adenine dinucleotide binding
Source: RefSeq, a predicted model, not a curated record
CGCGCAGGAUAUUACCGAACAGUGCUAUCUCGCUAAUGCCGCCUCCUCUCUGGAUUCCAACGCUCCAGGCUCCGAAGCGAGGCCCGAUCCCCAUGAAUCCAUUAGCAGUAGACGCUGCCCUUCUGGGUCGGUCCACCAGAUUCUUGGACCUUCGCAGAACUUCUCGUCUACACGAUUUCAAUGGGAUUCGUACUCCCACUGCUCGCAUUUCCACCGCUUUGUCUUCUCUUCCUUGUGGAAACUUCAAAGGCUGCCGAAAUCCAUUCCAUUUUGGUGAGUUCGACUGCUUUAGAGACCGUACGCAUGAGAUUUUGUCCGAUGGGUCUCGUUCGGAGCCCAAUGCGGGUAAGGAGAUUGUUUUGGAUAAGAGAGUUCGGGUUUUUGGAGAUUUGGUUAGGUGGGGGAUUCGUUUUGGUGUUUCUGCGAUGGCCUGUGGACUGUUUGUGAUGGGGUCCCGGAGAGUUCUUGCGGCAGAUGGAGUCGCGGAGGCUUGUGUUAGGGUUUUAGGGACGGAUAGAACGGUGUUUAGGGGGUUAUGGUCAAAGCUAUUGCAGGUCCUUGGUGUUCUCAAAGAGCAAGGCCUGAUUUUGGCUGCACUAUUGGGUCUUUCUGCGUUCUUCUCCAUGGCAGAAACAUCUAUCACGACUCUGUGGCCGUGGAAGGUUCGUGAAUUGGCUGAAAAAGAGCCCGAGAAUGGUGUCUUCAGAAUGCUUCGUAGUGAUGUUACUCGAUUCUUGACGACCAUUCUUAUUGGCACAACUGUAGUCAAUAUUGGUGCUACAGCACUUGUCACAGAGGCGGCAACUACAAUUUUCGGUGAAGCUGGAGUUAGUGCAGCUACAGGAGUUAUGACUGUUGCUAUAUUGUUACUAACGGAAAUUACUCCAAAAAGUGUUGCUGUUCACAAUGCCACAGAGGUAGCUAGAGUUGUCGUAAGGCCAGUUGCAUGGCUUUCCUUGGUGCUAUAUCCUGUGGGAAGAGUUGCUACUUUUCUUUCUAUGGGAAUGCUGAAGAUGCUAGGUCUGAAAGGUAGAAGGGAACCAUAUGUGACUGAAGAUGAGCUGAAGUUAAUGCUGAGAGGAGCAGAGGAUUGUGGAGCAAUAGAGGAAGAAGAGCAGGAUAUGAUUGAAAAUGUUUUAGAGAUAAAAGAUACACAUGUCAGAGAGGUGAUGACACCUCUGGUAGAUGUAGUUGCAAUUGAUGCAAGUGCAAAACUUGUUGAUUUUCAAAAGCUAUGGGAGACUCACCAAUAUUCUAGGGUACCUGUUUUUGAGGAGCGUAUAGAUAAUAUUGUAGGCAUUGCCUACGCCAUGGACAUGCUAGAAUGCGUUGAAAAGGUUGAAAAGCUGAAAGAGACAACCGUGAAAGAGAUUGCGCAUAUGCCUACAUAUUUCGUUCCUGAUUCAAUGUCUGUGUGGAACCUGCUUAGAGAGUUUCGCGUAAGGAAGGUUCACAUGGCUGUAGUUCUGAACGAAUAUGGUGGAACUGUUGGUAUUGUGACUUUGGAAGAUGUUGUUGAGGAAAUUGUCGGUGAAAUCUUUGAUGAGAAUGACUCGAAGGAAGAGAUCCAGAAAAAAACUGGUCAUAUAGUGAUGCAAGAAGAUGGAACAUUUGAUGUUGAUGCAAAUACUUCAAUUGACCAGCUUUCUGAAGAAUUAAAUAUCAAAAUACCUGAGGGUCAUCAAUAUGAGACAGUAUCUGGUUUCAUCUGCGAGUCUUUUGGAUAUAUACCAGAAGAAGGUGGGAAGACUGUUGUGGUACUUGAGAAGGAAAACCAAGAAGAGAAUAGUGAAUACACAGAUACCAAAUCCAAUCACCACAAUAAGGAGACACAUCGAAUAUAUGAACUUGAGAUACUGGAAGCUAAUGAAAGAAAAGUCAGCGAAGUCCGUUUUAGACCAAUUAACAAUAAUAAAGUUGCGGACCUGGAAACCAAAGGUAUAAGACGUCUGGUUUCCACCAAAGUUAUCAAAAGGAAGAAUCCAUCUGAUCCCCCAGAGAAGAUGGAAGAAGGCCACCCUUCUCAAGUCCAAUUCCAGGGUACAAUGGAAGGCUUAAACUGCUAUGUGAUUAAUAACAAGACAACAGAUGAUCGUGAUGGUGAAGGGAAGUAUCAACAUCUGCUUCAUUGUAGUGAACUGAGCCACUGUCUCUGGGCUUAUUAGGCCACAGGCUCAUUGAGAGUGAGGUCUCAAGGGCCUUGAAUUCAGGGUGAUUGCCUUGUGUAUCAAUCUGUUGGGAUGGAGGACCUGGGAGAGGCCUGGAAGGAUGGAUCAAAUCCGGAUGAAAGAACCACUUGGGUUGCUCGCAGUAGGCACUCGGGCUCUGGCGAUCCCCAUCAGCUGCAGGCACUCUUAUGAGCUCUCUUUCUUCCCUCAUCUCUUUGACUCUCUGUAGUUGCCUGAAUCUCUCCUGCAGGAGGGCAAUGGAAGAGUGGAUGAUAGGGUCGUUGUUUUGCCUCCCCAUGAUGCCAGUGUGAACUGAGACUCCAAAAGCACGGUAGCUUGGUGGGUUGAUAGAUGUUGGGAUUGAUGGGAGUGUGUUUGGUCCUAAGGAUCUAUCCGAGGGGCAGCCGUGCCUCUUAUUUAUAGGGAAUGGAUGGUGUCCUCUUGCAUUUAUUUUAUAUGAUUCUGUGCCCUUUGAUUGAUCCUGGAUGAUGUCAAUGAGAGAGGAGAAUCAACUGAGGAGCUGCAAAGGCCAAGAGGGAAAGGCUUUGGGAGCUAUCUCAAGAGUUGGGUUAGUGGAUGGGAGCAGGAGUAAGCCACUUAUUGAAAGGGAGAUAGGGGUGGGUGUGUGGUCCAAGGGAGGGUGGAGGUUAGCAUUUGGAGGCGAGUUUGGAGGAGAAUAUGAAGUUGUGUGAUGGGUUUGUCGCCUACUCCUUGCCUCGAAAGAAACGAUCUUUUAGUGGGUUUUGGAGGGGGGACUUCCCAUCCCUUUCUCUUUUGUUUGCUUCCUGGAUUGACUGAAUGACCAAAAUGAACCAAUCCAGGCUGGAACUUGGGAGCAGUGCUUCACAAUCUGGUCCGAGCCAUUGCUGUUAUAACGACAUCCUUGUCUCUGUUUCACAUUUCUGCAUUUAGGGAUCCAAAUAUUCUGGAGAUGAUCUAAAAGAAAGUUCUAUAUUGCUAAAGUAUGCUCUUGUAAUUUCUCACUCUCUUUUUGGUAACAGAAGCUUGGUGGAACCAAUCUAGCUAAAAAUAUUCAGGUUCAAAUAAAUGGGUUCUCCCAUAAAUGGUUAGGCACAUUGAAAGUGGUGCGGUUGGUGCAGUUUGUAAAUUGAUCUGAGACUUUGGGUACUCGAACAAAUUAAGGUUUGAAAUAACAGACAUUAUCAUGGUUGGGUGCUUCUCUGUUAUGUUACCUAAAUGUAGCAUUGGAGGAAAGCAUGACAGCCAGUAUAAGCGGUUAUUUUAAAAUUUACAAUGGCCCGCAUGCAGCCACUAUUUUUCAUCAAUACCAUUUCCUUAAUAAAAUAUUUUCUUCGAAAACCUAAUUUUCUUUUUUCUUCCGAAAAUAGUUGUAUUAACUGAAAUGAUUCUUUAUUAGAUGAAGAAUGACUCAGACAAUAAUAUUGUUAAUUUUCCA